GUCAUCACUCUUUCCAUACCGCAUACCUAGCUAAACCUUUGGUGAAUAUCAACACUCAUCCAUCCGCUUCAUUUCAUAAAACACCACACCACCUAACCCUUUCCCCAAACCGCAAAAAUGGCCAAGAGCAAGAGAGCGUCCGUUAUCAAGAACAACAACCAGAAACUGAAGAAGAAUGUUUUUGGACCUGUUGAGGCCGCUCGCUUGGAGAGAAUCUCUGCCAAGCUCCUCGAGCUUGCUGCUCAGCCCAAGCCCAUCAAGGAGGUGGAGAUGGAGACCGUGAACGAGGAUGAGGUCAAGGAGGCCACCAAGGAUGACUCUGCUAUGGAGGUUGAUUCCGCCAAGCCUGUAAAGGUUGGCAGCAAGAAGAUUGAGAAGAAGAGGCGGGUCAAGAAGUCCAAGAUUGUCUUCCCCAAGUAUGGCGAGAAGUUCAGCAAGAAGAGGAAAUGAGCGACAAGCGGCCACGAUUUGAGCAGCUGAGUUUCGACACACGACCAAAAGUAUCACCGGUGUGGCCAGGGCUAUAGAGCGGCUGUACUACCAAAGGACAACUACAACAACUCUCUCAUGCUCCAGGCAUGUCCUAGCGGUUGUUCAUUCUCACGACGGCGACAAGAUAGUGCCGGGCGUUUAGGGCUAGGAUGGAAGGAGACGGUACGGAUGACGACCUUUUGUGGCAGGCCUCGUUUUUCUGGUCUGUCUGGGGCUUCACCGGUGCUUUGCACAGACGGGAUUGAUCGAGUUGUCAAUCUUCCGCGUUGCCGACGCCGACGCUGUUGCGAAAAAGCAUGAACUUCAGAAGUCAUAUGGGAUGGAAAAGCAGCAAAACGGACUAGUGGGGUGGGAUUAUCUACACUUGGCGCAUUUGGUUUUGGUUCUUUAAUGGAUUUAUUUUUCUAGGCUGGCAUGCUAUUCUAGGGGUCUCUCACUUUUACUGCGUUAACGCUGUGCUCUAAGUGGGUCCAGUGCCAAUCCUACCUGUACGACGGGAAAGGCCUGGGCUUCUGUGGGAACGGACUUGAAAUGGAAGGAACUGAGGUGGAAGCCACCUAACUUUGGGCUGAACCUCACUGGCCCCCUUUCUUCCACUGUUAUCUGCCUUAACAACCUCACUUGUACCUCACAACAUCAACACUACCUAAUCUAUCCUGAACGCAUAUCUCAUUUCCUCCC
Molecule: messenger RNA, 1173 nt
Organism: Neurospora crassa OR74A
Lineage: Eukaryota; Fungi; Ascomycota; Sordariomycetes; Sordariales; Sordariaceae
Exons: 2
Coding region: 118-450 (110 amino acids)
Cellular component (GO): preribosome, large subunit precursor
Source: RefSeq, a predicted model, not a curated record